AUGGCUGCUGCUCAAGGCUACCCUCUUCUCUGCUUAGAGAACCCCCUCUUGGAUAUCCAAGCUGUCGGUGAUGCUGCUCUUCUGGAGAAGUACGGACUUAAGGACAACGACGCUAUCCUUGCCGAGGAUAAGCACAUGGGUCUCUAUGAGGAGCUUCUCAAGAACGAUGCUAAGUUGAUUGCUGGUGGUGCCGCUCAGAACACUGCUCGUGGCGCUCAGUACAUUCUUCCUGAAAACUCGACUCUUUACAUCGGCUGCGUCGGUCGCGACAAGUACGCUGAUAUCCUCACAGAGGCCUGCAAGAAGGCCGGCGUCCACACGGAGUACCGCGUCGACGAUGUCCAGCCCACUGGCAAGUGCGGUGUCAUCAUCACCGGCCACAACCGCAGCAUGUGCACCCACCUUGCUGCCGCUAACGAGUACAAGAUUGAGCAUCUCAAGCAGCCUCACAUCUGGUCUCUUGUUGAGAAGGCCCAGUUCUACUAUGUUGGUGGUUACCACCUGACGGUCUCUGUUCCCGCCAUCCAGGCUCUGGGUGAGGAGGCCGCUGCGAAGAACAAGGCCUUCCUGCUUUCUCUCUCCGCGCCUUUCAUACCUCAGUUCUUCAAGGACCAGCUCGACAGCGUCCUUCCUUACACCGACUACACUUUCUGCAACGAGACCGAGGCCCUUGCCUACGCUGAGAGCCACCAAUGGGGCACAACCGACAUCAUCGAGAUUGCUAAGAAGUUGGCCCAGCUCCCCAAGAAGAACACCAACCGCCCGAGGGUUGCUGUCGUGACCCAGGGUACUCUGCCCACUGUCACUGCCACUGGCUCUGCCGGCGGUGCCGUCGAAGUGAAGGAGUUCCCCGUCCACGAGAUCUCCAAGGAUGCCAUCAACGACACCAACGGUGCUGGUGAUGCAUUCGCCGGUGGUUUCGCCGCUGGAGUUGUCCAAGGCAAGUCUCUUUCAGAGAGCAUUGAUCUCGGUCAGUGGCUCGCGAAGCUGAGCAUUCAAGAAUUGGGACCUUCCUUCCCUUUCCCCAAGCAAACCUACACUCCCGAACGCUCCUAA
Aspergillus puulaauensis is the source of this 1056-nucleotide messenger RNA. RefSeq names its product adenosine kinase (gene ADO1). NCBI's taxonomy places the organism in Eukaryota, Fungi, Ascomycota, Eurotiomycetes, Eurotiales, Aspergillaceae. Gene Ontology annotation, biological process: purine ribonucleoside salvage. Bases 1 to 1056 code for a protein of 351 amino acids. Gene Ontology annotation, molecular function: adenosine kinase activity. The transcript has 7 exons. The record is from RefSeq and is a predicted model, not a curated record. Gene Ontology annotation, cellular component: cytosol; nucleus.